This is a messenger RNA of Misgurnus anguillicaudatus (oriental weatherfish), 1377 nucleotides long. The record is from RefSeq and is a predicted model, not a curated record. NCBI's taxonomy places the organism in Eukaryota, Metazoa, Chordata, Actinopteri, Cypriniformes, Cobitidae.
AAAUUGUGUCAAUAUAUACAGAUUUCACAAUGUCUUGUGACAAUGAUUCCAGACAUAAAACGUUUGACAAAUAUAGCAGAAGUAGAUGUUUCCUGUGUUAGUUUUGAGAUUACAGAUUUACUUCUCCAUUACCUGUAUAAAAGGACCCUCCACGAAUAAAGACCGACUUUCGGAUGAGAAGCUUCGUGUGUCAUUCUUUGAUCCCUGAUAUCAGUUUUCUCUGCUCUACUGCUUUUUGGGAAUAAAACUUAACACAAACAUCAUCUUCAACAAUGUCUUCUGUAAGUUCAACAGCACGUGGCACCAUUAAAGAAAAGCCCGGCUUCAAUCCAAAUGAGGACGCGGCUGCUUUAAGGAAAGCUAUAGAGGGCAGUGGGACCGAUGAGAAAAUUAUUAUUGACAUUUUGACUCAAAGAAGCAAUGCUGAGCGUCAGCUGAUCUGUCAAGCAUAUGAGGAUUCUACAGGAAGGACUCUUCGUGGUGAUUUGGAAGGGGACACCAGUGGAGAUUUUAAAGAUAUUUUGGUGGCUCUAAUAACUCCUCCUGCUAAGUUUGACUGCCACGAAUUUAAACGGGCAAUACAAGGUGCUGGUACAGAUGAAAGCAUUUUGAUAGAAAUUUUUGCAUCACGCUCCAACAAUCAGAUCAAGGCUAUGAGCGACGCAUAUUUGGCAGAAACCAAAAGGUCUCUAAUUGAUGACCUUAAAUCUGAAGUGUCAGGAUACUUUAAAGAAACCCUGGUGCUUCUCGCUAAGGGUAAGCGAGAUGAGAGUACAAACGUGGAUGCAACAAAAGCAAAACAAGAUGCCAAGAUCUUGUAUGAGGCCGGGGAGAAGAUAUUGGGAACAGAUGAAAGCAAAUUCAUCGACAUCCUGUGCAACAGGAGCUUUCCUCAGCUCAGACAAACUCUGGUUGAAUAUAAGACUCUGACUGGAAAGACCCUUCAGGAGAGCAUUGAAAGGGAGAUGUCUGGAAAUCUGAAGGACAUUCUUGUGGCUAUAGUUAAAUGUGUGAGGAGUGUGCCAGCGUACCUUGCAGAGUGCCUGUAUAAAAGCAUGAAGGGUCCUGGUACUACCGAAUCAACCCUAACUAGAAUCAUAGUGAGCCGAUCAGAAAUCGACCUGCAGGACAUCAAGGCAGAAUAUAAGAAAAUGUUUGGCUGCUCUUUACAAUCUGCCCUUGAGUCUGAGACAACAGGAAAUUUUCUCAAAACCCUGCUGAAGAUCUGCGGUGAAGAUGUCUGAGCUAAAUGUGCAUUUUCAUGUUCCUAUAUAACAUAAAGGACGUGGCAUUGCUCUGGAAGUACCGUAAUGUGAAGACAUGUCAAUGAAUGCUUAAAUGUUUAAUUAAACUUGUAGUCAAAUAAUAAUAAUAAUA